Molecule: messenger RNA, 1053 nt
Organism: Cladocopium goreaui
Lineage: Eukaryota; Dinophyceae; Suessiales; Symbiodiniaceae
Source: the annotation of a GenBank genome assembly
AUGGCUGCAAUGCUGAAGCUGCUGGAUGCACAGAUGAUCACUCGCCUAGUACAAAAUCCGGAGAAACUUGAUAUGAACGAGCUCCUGGAACUCUCACGGGGCUUUUUCUCUCUCCAAGCUGUGGUGGGUCUUGUGAAUUUCAUCUAUGGAGCAGUGCUCAGAUCAAUGGGCCUGUCUACCAUCGGCAAUCUCGUAAUCCCCCUCCUCGGGAUCUACAGUGCUCGAGAUGACAGCCCUGAAAACUAUAAAUCUCUCAGAGUCUGUGCGUUGUACUGGGUCUUGGGAGCAAUUUACUACUUCUUCGAAGCUUUUCUCGGUUUUAGCUUGCAGAGUGUUCUGCUUGGCGGACUCAAAGCAGUGAUCUAUGGAUUGCAGUGGCUGGUUCUUGCCCGGCUGUGGCGCUGGAUGCAAGUGCGCUAUGUGGGCACCGUGAAAUUCUACCUGAAUAUUGUGAUCAAAAAUAAACAGGAAGCUGUAGCCACAAAGUCCAUGGAGAGAAGUCGAAUAGCUGGAAAGCUGAUAGGAAAAAUUGCCAACCGCUUGGUCUCGGACGACAUGUUCUCGGAGAAGGUGGCGCAGACCUUGGAGCGAAGCAUUCCGCAGCGGCUUCAAACUGAAGGUGGGAUUACAGCCAGCGCUGCGACGCAAUUCCAUCGCGGAAACUUCAUCGUGGUACUGGUGUCCAUUGAGCAGAUCGACCUUAGAAAGAUGCUACAGUCCAAGCUGGAUGAGAAGCAGAUGAAACGAUUUGAUCAGGUGAUGUACUACCUGGAAUUUCUUCCAAGCUGGGUCAAAGCGGAUUUGCAAAAUAUCAUCUUGAUGCAGGUGGGCAAUGGCUUACUUGACAGGAUGCCAGACUCCAUGACGAAACAGCUCCGUGAGAUGGGCGGACUGGAAGUGGAGGUUGAGUCAAAACGACUCACAGAGGAAGCCGAGUUCUUUUUUGCAGUCAUGAAACAGAUGGACGAGUUUGCCGCAAAACCGAAGAAAGAGGCGUCUACCCCGUCUCUGCCAUCGUCUCCGUCCAAAGCCGCUUCACCGACACCAAGUUGA